AGCCCUCCCCAGCUCUGGGAUUUUUUUCCGGCUCAGUCGGUGCCUCCCUCCUUCCUGAUUGGCUCUGGAGCGAGGCCAGGAGCCUGCGCCCUGCUUCUCCAGGAGACACUUCGCGACCACGGCCCUUUCUCCUCUACUCGCAAAGAUGACGCUGGCCAUCUUGGCCCUGCGACUGGUGGUCUGCAUCCUGUCGUCCCCCCUGUUUCUGCUGAACCUUAUAGGCGUGUGGAGCUGGGUAUGCAAAAGGUGCUUUCCCUACUUCCUGAAGCGGUUCACGGUGAUGUACAACGAGCAGAUGGCGACCCGAAAGCGGGAGCUCUUCAGCAACCUGCAGGAGUUCGCGGGCCCCUCGGGGAAGCUGUCGCUGCUGGAGGUGGGCUGCGGCACCGGCGCCAACUUCAAGUUCUAUCCCCCCGGGUGCAGGGUCACUUGCAUCGAUCCCAACCCCAACUUCGAGAAGUUCUUGUUCAAGAGCGUCGCAGAGAACCGGCACCUGCAGUUCGAGCGCUUCUUGGUGGCCGCUGGGGAGGACAUGCACCAGGUGGCCGAUGGCUCUGUGGACGUGGUGGUCUGCACCCUGGUGCUGUGCUCGGUGAAGAACCAAGAGAAGAUCCUGCGCGAGGUGUGCCGAGUGCUGAGGCCGGGAGGGGCCUUUUACUUCAUGGAGCACGUAGCGGAUGAACGGUCCACCUGGAAUUACUUCUGGCAGCAGGUCCUGGAUCCUGUCUGGUUCCUGGUUUUCGAUGGAUGCAAUCUUACAAGAGAGAGCUGGAAGACCCUCGAGCAGGCCAGCUUCUCCAAGCUGAAGCUGCAGCACAUCCAGGCACCACUCUCCUGGGCUUUGGUGCGGCCCCACAUCUAUGGCUAUGCUGUGAAAUAGCGCGUGCGAGGUGGCGGGAGAGAGCCGCUCUGCUCCACCGGUUCGAGGCUUCCGUUUUAGAUGUAAGACUGGGAGAGGUGAAAAUCAGGUUCAUCCCUACAGGUUUCGGUUUAGCCCUUUUCUAUACUGUCUCCCACCGAAUCAAAACUGAAUCAAAGCAGCUUUGAACUCUCCCUCCAAAGGAACCAAAGGUCUUCCACAAACCUUCCAUAAGGAAGCUGUGGGGGAAACUUAUAGCUUGCAAACAGAAUAAAUAAAUCCCGGUGGAGUGAAAAAUCCACUAACAUAGGAGCACCCUUUCCUUCCCCGAUCCCAGUAAAAAGGAAUCGGAACCCACUUGCUAUCCUGUUGCCCCCGUCUGCUUUCGCUGCCGCCUGUGCUCUGGCCAGCAGCUCAGGGUUUCGCCACUGCCUGCUGCACUGUCCCGCCUUCCACAGCAUUUAUAAGUGCACCGGACACACCAGCACCAUCACAGAACUGUUCAAGAUGGUUGGGAAGUCCCCAUUUAAUUUCCCCUUCUUAUCUAGCACAUACUUUGCUGGAUAUAACUACCAUAGUAAAAGGCCACUACAGUUAGGGAAAUGGGUAUAAUGUAGGGGACCCUAAAAGUAACUCAUGAGAGUAGUUAGCAAGGACUGGGGAGGAUUCUGAUCAAGUUUCACUGGUCCUGAGUGCAAGGUGUGGUGGCACAGCCUUGAUCCCAGCACUCUGGAGGCAGAGGAGGAAGGUAGAUCUGAGUAUAGCCUGACCUACAGAUCGGGUUCCAGGACAGCCAGGGCUACACAAAGAAAUCCUGUAUCGAAGGAAAAAAUUCCACUGGUCCUGCAAUGAAUCCAUGGAUAUCAGUGUGGUCACACAGAGAGCGAGUCUGGGUGGGCCCAAGGGUUUCAGCUGCUUUUGUAUGUAUCCAAACAAAUGUAUAUUUUCUGAGAUGAUUUUGCAGAAGUUCUAUUUUAAAUAUUAACAAAUUCAUAUUCGUGUAAUAAAUAAAAAUAAAUGUUUCCUAUAUCUGCC
This is a messenger RNA of Rattus rattus (black rat), 1894 nucleotides long. RefSeq names its product methyltransferase like 7A (gene Tmt1a). NCBI's taxonomy places the organism in Eukaryota, Metazoa, Chordata, Mammalia, Rodentia, Muridae. The record is from RefSeq and is a predicted model, not a curated record. Bases 146 to 880 code for a protein of 244 amino acids. Gene Ontology annotation, molecular function: S-adenosylmethionine-dependent methyltransferase activity. The transcript is spliced from 2 exons.